Molecule: messenger RNA, 2085 nt
Organism: Cyclospora cayetanensis
Lineage: Eukaryota; Apicomplexa; Conoidasida; Eucoccidiorida; Eimeriidae
Product: serine/threonine-protein kinase RIO1
Exons: 3
Coding region: 337-2085 (582 amino acids)
Biological process (GO): maturation of SSU-rRNA
Cellular component (GO): cytosol; preribosome, small subunit precursor
Molecular function (GO): protein serine/threonine kinase activity; ATP binding
Source: RefSeq, a predicted model, not a curated record
UUGACGCGAGACACGCGAUACACCGUGGAGCAGGUGCUGGACGGCAGAACUGUGCGGCACAUCCAGUUUGUUGCGAGGGCUGCUAAUCUCAAGAGGGUGUUUGGAGCAAUUAGCUGCGGGAAGGAAGCAAAUGUAUAUUUUGCUCUUGGAGAGAAACAGCCAGGUGAAGAUGACCACCAGCACGAUGGCCACCAGCAAUCGCCGGAAACAUCCCUAACGUUCUUUGCACUCAAGGUGUACAGAACCUCAAUUCUUUCCUUCAAAGACAGAAGCAGAUACGUCCAGGGAGACUUCAGAUUCAACAAUGCUUACUCACGAAACCGAAACCCCCGAAAGAUGGUGGCUGUUUGGACGAUGAAGGAGCACAGGAAUCUGCUGCGCUUUCGAGCCGCAGACUUGCCAUGCCCCCGUCCAGUGGCUCUGAAAGGAAACGUUCUUCUCAUGGAAUUCGUGGGAAAUGCUUCUUACGCUGGGCGAGCCGCCAGCAUGGACGGUGGAAUUACGUGUAGAGGAAAAGAGGAAAGGGAGCUGGAGGCUGUCGUCAAGCAGGGAGGGGCCUUGAAAGAGAUAUCCGAGGCUUUUUCAGCGUCAGCAUCGGUGACAGCAGCGUCGGAUGCAUCCCCUACGGAGCUGUCUGAGGCUCCAUCAGCAACAGCAGUGGAGGCAGCCGCAGUGGCGCGUAAUGGAGGGAGUGAGAAAAGCACCAGCGAGCAGCAUCAUGAGCUGUGUGGCUGUGGAGAUUUCUCCUUUUCUUUUAGCGCCGAGCUUCUUUCGUAUGAGGCAGCUCCUCGGGUGAAGGAUCUGUGCGGAAUUUCUUGGGAUUUUGCUGCUGCGGCGAGGCAGCGCCGCUGUUGCUCCUGCAGCAGCUCCGGAAGGGGCUGCUUCGCAUGCGGCUGGGGAGAAGUGGAGGCACAGCUAGCCGCAGGUUGGCGUGCCCUGUACAUACAGUGUGUGCUGCUGUUGCGUCGACUGUUUCAGCAGUGCCGUGCGGUCCACGGUGACUUUAGUGAAUACAACUUGCUCUUUCACAACGGCCGCGUAGUGCUCAUUGAUGUGAGCCAGGCUGUCGAAAGAGACCAUCCACAGGCGCUCGAGUUUUUGAAGCGAGACUGCAAGAACGUGACGGGCUUUUUCAGCAAGCGCCUUGCCGCUUACAAAAGCAGUGCCCCUAACGGCGGCAGCUGCUGCAGCAGCAGCUGUCUCGGUACGGCGUCUUGCUGUACUGCAGAGUGCAAGGAGACGCGAGAAAGGUGGCCUUCAUUCCCCCCCAGGCUGGACCGUAGCUCGCCUUUCUGUAUGCCCUUUCGCCCCCUGUCCGUCCGCGAGCUUUUCGAGUUCGUGGUGCGUGCAGACAUCCCCGAAGCACUUGCGCAGCGACGAGAGCAUCAGCAGCAGCAGGAGGAGAAAGGCGCAGGGGACGGAGGCAGCAGCAGCAGUGGUGCGGAGACGCGAGCUACUGAAGAGGCGUUAGAGGAAGAGGAGGAGGAAGAGGAGGAGGAAGAGGAGGAGGAGGAGGAGGAGGAGGAGGAGGAGGAAGAUGAGCAGGAAGAUGAUGACUCCAGCUGCAGCGGCAGCAGUAACGACGUGUUCUCGGCGGAGCAGGAAGUGGAGGACGCCGUCUUCUUGGAGAGCUGGGUGCCUUCUUCCUUGCACGAUGUGUCCGAUAUUGCGGCUCUAGACAGAUGGGCAGAGGGUGCGGCAAAGCCUGUCGAUAAGGCCUUCCUCAGUCUUCACCAACUCGUCAACGAUCCCGCUGCCCGGCGUUGUCGCAGUACCAACAGGAGCAGCAGCAGCGACAGGAGCAGCAGCAGCGAAAGUUCGGGAGAGUGCAGUAGGGCUGGAGGGGAACGCGGCGAUGAGGCAUUCGGGAGGGGGACUGUACAGAGGCGGAGAGGUCGAGGAAAGAGGGCAGGAGGCGAGGAAGAGGACUUCCCCCCUGAGGAACGUUUCACAGGUGUCAUUCCUGAGGGAGUCUCCCGGAAGGAUUGGAAGAAACAGGUUAAGGAAAUGAAUCGAGAGCGGCGGCUGCACAAGGUACCCAAGAGCCUAAAGAAAAAGUUUAGGAAAAAAGCAGCAAACAGAUAG